Messenger RNA from Symbiodinium sp. CCMP2456, 3030 nucleotides. NCBI's taxonomy places the organism in Eukaryota, Dinophyceae, Suessiales, Symbiodiniaceae. The record is from the annotation of a GenBank genome assembly.
AUGACACUGGUGAUGGCCCCAGAAGACCUGGGACGUACUUCAUCAGCUCUCGAGGCACCACGCAUCAUCCCACGUGCACCUCGACUUGCCGUGCCGGAUCAAGACGGAAAUCUGCGUGUCGACGAAGCAUAUGUUCAGCUUAUACAGCCAGACCAGGCAGCUACGCAGAACCUACCCCCGGAGCAGGUUGCAUCUUCGAAUGGGUUGACUUCACUCCAGGAGUUGCAGUAUCAAGCGCAUGUGGAGCAGCAACUACUUCAAUCUCGUCUGCAGCAAUUGCAUGGGCAUGGGACUGAUGCAAGUUUCCGUGGCCUCCUGCAGCAACUGCAGCCGCUGCAGCCAAGCCAAUGUUCAGUUUUGCAUCAGAAUUCCAACCAAAGCGGUGUUCCCAACUUCUGGAUGCCGCACAUGCCAAUGCCGGAAGGCUUUCACCGAUCGCAUUUCGCCCGAGCACCACAGGAUUCAUGGAAAUCACAACAGCACGGUCAGCAGUCCGUGAACUUCCAGGUGGCACAGCCACCGCACUCGUGGCAGUAUGGCCAGUGCAACCACGGCAACCCCACGGGCAUGGUGCCCUGCUUGGAACCUCACUCAGAUCUUUCAGCCAUUCAAGAGCCGGUUACGCAAGUCCAACCCAUGGGAAAUGACAUGCUGCCGUCCCUCUUGCCUCCUCGCGGACUCGAUGCUCCCAAACUUGUGAUGAAGCCCUUGGUGCCGCCUCCGCCUGUCUCGGCUCCAGUUCCGCAUCCUGUUGAGAUGGGAUUGGCUUGGCCAGAACAGCAAGGACAGGGCCUCCCGGCCCCAGCGCGAACCCCCACGCUGGCCUGUGCUUCUCAAGGUCGCGGCUUGAUAGGCGGCGUGGACCCAUUGCUGGCUCCGAUGGGCGUCGCUCAGUCAGAGCACUCGUGGCCGAUGAGAGCCGACCACGGCGGCGAUCCAGGUUUGCAUCGCAUGGCAGGUGUCACUGCCAAGCAGGAUCAGGAGAUUUUGGACACCUUGCAUUCCAGCGGUUUCGCUGUUGACUUCGGCGCUGCAGAUCCUCGGUCAGACAGGGAUCUUAGCCAGAUGAUCGACACCAUGGCCACGCAGGGCAGUGCACAGAGUGGAUCCGGAUUGCCUUGGGAUCCUUGGGAGCCUCGGAGCGGAAUACGGCCCCGGGACGAGAAGGUGACUGAGAACGCUGAGAUUCCUGGCUUGUCUUCGUCACGGCCUGAUCGAGCUGCCUCGAAGCCAAUCCCCCACCGUCCGGAUGUGCAACUUCGAAGCGGGCCGAUUGUUGCUGCAGAGGAGUUCUUGCGAAGUUACAGGCCUCAAAUGCACCUGCAAAGUCUCGUGUAUCCCAAUGGCACAAAAGUGGACUUCACCGAGCUGGCUCCGGUGCUGAGGGCAGUGGCGGUCGCUAACUCUCAGUCCAGCGCUCGGAUGCUGCAGGCCAUCGAGUCCGGCUCCCACGUGAGGACCGCGCUUCAGGUCUUUCGCGAGUGUGAUGCAGAUGGUUGUGGCUUCCUGACGUGGAGCAACGGGGGAAUACGGGAUUUUGUCAUGGCCGUCUUUACUCAGCUGGGUCUAGUUCCACCUGCCGAGAUGCAGACCUAUGCCGCCCAUACCCUCUUCGACAUGAACAGGACCAUGUGUCUUUCAGCGUGUGACUGCCUUUGUCUGACUGACACACUUCUGCGUGCAAUUUUCCUGUUCAAUUCAGAGGAUGCCGAGCCUCCAGCCAAAGCGCGUGCAAAUGGCGCAAAGCGAAGUCCUCGCCCCGUGGUGCCCGUGGCAGAGGAGCUUGCAGAAGCCCAGGCUGAGACAGAAAGGCUGAGGCAAGAGCUCGAAGAGCUGCAAGCUGCAGAAGCCCAAGCAGAUGCCAUGGCUGCAGACGACAAGGAAAUGCCGGGCCCGGGCCCCGAAGCGGCCUCUGCCCGCCACUGCAGAGGCAUUGGCGACACAUCCGCCCUGGUGUGGACCGCCAGGGCACAUGCUGAGAACAGCCGCUUGGAAAGAGAGCUGAAGAGCCUACGCUCCUUGGCAAACAGGCAGCGCGGUGAAGUUCACUGGCUCCAUGAACUUCGAGAGCAGCUGCAGACGGCCUGCCGGCAGGAGGAGCUGGAGAGGGAGCAUCAGCAGCUUAUGGAAUUGCAGGAGGAGGAUGCAGAGGCAGAGCUGCGAGAACGGGACCUCGAGCGUCGGCGAGAGCAGCGACUUGAAGCCCUGGUGCAGGAGCGCCAGGAGAGGCGCGAGCGCAUCGAGCAGCGCGAACGGGAACUGCAAGAGCAAGAGCUUGCUCACGACCUGGAGCAGCAGCGCCUCAUGCGAAAGGAGCAGGACCUGCAGCAGCGGGAGAGGGAGCUUCGGAGGGAAAGGGAGAAGAGGCUGCAGCAAGCGGAGGCGCUGCGGAGCCAUGAGCUCGACUUCUCGCGAGAGCUGGGACGGCUCAAAGGGAGCAGUGGGCUGCACGAGGAGAUGGCUUCGCCUCCAAGUGCUAGUUCAGAUCGCCUGGAGCCCGAGGAGGAGGCGGAGGCAGAUUCCGCUGAAGUGGCGGCACAGGCGGCGGCACAGACUUUGGAGAACCGGAAGCUGCGACGCGAGCUGGAAAGUCUCCGAGCACUGGCUCAGUGGCAGCAGAGCGAGGUCGGAGCAGUUCUGGCAUGUCGUCCUGGCGACUUCACCCGGCCAGACGAAGAGCCGCUCGACUCGCAAGGGCAGCAGGUGGUUGGUUCUUCUCGGCCCAGAGGAUCUCUGGUGAUGGCUGCCUUAGCCGGCGAAGCUCUACUGGAAAGAGCAGAACGUGAUGGAGCUUUGCAGGCGCCGGCUGGCGAAGGCAUGGACGGCACAGGACGACCUUUGGGUUGGCGUCCAGAAUCGUGCGGCCAGGAUGCAGCAACGCUGCACUUUCGGCAACAGGGUCUGCGAAACGGCAUUCAGGAGUACGACCGCACUGUGCGCGAGCUCAUGUCGCGGGUCUUGGGUCGAGCAGACGAUCCAGGUCAUGGUUCACAUCCAGAAAAGCGCGUGAUAGAACCACUUGCAACGUAG